This is a messenger RNA of Nicotiana tabacum (common tobacco), 1005 nucleotides long. Its product is annotated as LIM domain-containing protein WLIM1. The record is from RefSeq and is a predicted model, not a curated record. Lineage: Eukaryota; Viridiplantae; Streptophyta; Magnoliopsida; Solanales; Solanaceae.
GGGGUAGUUGGAUGCUUCAUAGUGGGGAUAAAAUGACAAUCAAAUGUCCAUUUCUCAAUUAGUUAAAUUGCUCCUUUUUGCCUCACCAUAACUUUUUAUCUACAUUCUUCCUCUUAUCUUGCCCCCAUUCUCCUUUCCAAUUCCAAGACCGAGAGCUCUCUGCCACAAAAAUCAAGAAAGAGAGGGGGAAAGACUCAGAAAACACUAGUUUACUACCUCUAAAAACUUGACAAUGGCAUUUGCAGGAACAACACAGAAAUGUAUGGCAUGUGAAAAGACAGUGUAUUUGGUUGAUAAAUUAACUGCAGACAAUAGAGUCUAUCAUAAAGCUUGUUUCAGAUGCCAUCACUGCAAGGGUACUCUCAAGCUAAGCAACUACAAUUCCUUUGAGGGAGUUCUCUACUGUAGACCUCACUUUGAUCAGCUCUUCAAAAGAACUGGAAGUCUGGACAAAAGCUUUGAAGGGACACCCAAAAUUGUGAAGCCAGAGAAAGAUGAGAAACCACAGGCAGCUAAAGUCUCAAGCAUGUUUGUUGGAACAAGAGAGAAAUGUUUUGGCUGCAAGAAUACUGUCUAUCCAACAGAAAAGGUAUCAGUGAAUGGAACACCAUACCACAAAAGCUGCUUCAAAUGUAGCCAUGGUGGCUGUACAAUUAGCCCGUCCAACUAUAUUGCACACGAGGGCCGCCUCUACUGCAAGCAUCACCAUAUUCAACUGAUCAAGGAAAAAGGAAACUUAAGCCAGCUCGAGGGUGAUCACGACAAGAACUCAGUUAAAGUCAUCGCAGAAUCAUAAACUCCCAACCGUAUAUCACGUAGUUCAUCUUCAUCUUUUUCUUCUUGCAUUUUUACUGUCCGCUUUAUUGAUCUAGAAUAUGAAUAAUGGUUAUUCAUCUGCAGACUUCAGGAUUUUCCAUGAAUGUACUUCCUUCUGCAGCCUAGUUUUCUCUCAUCUGCUUCUAUCAAUUUGAAUAUUCUGAAUCAUAUUUUAGGUGUCUGUGUUAA